This is a messenger RNA of Penicillium canescens, 1455 nucleotides long. RefSeq lists its product as uncharacterized. The transcript has 8 exons. Gene Ontology annotation, molecular function: L-amino acid transmembrane transporter activity. The coding region runs from base 1 to 1455 and encodes 484 amino acids. Gene Ontology annotation, biological process: amino acid transmembrane transport. Lineage: Eukaryota; Fungi; Ascomycota; Eurotiomycetes; Eurotiales; Aspergillaceae. Gene Ontology annotation, cellular component: membrane. The record is from RefSeq and is a predicted model, not a curated record.
AUGGCGAAGAAUCAAGAGCCUAGUAGUUCAACUCAGCCGUUCAUCACUGAUGUUUCUGACGAAGAUGGACCCAAAUCAAGCCCCCAGAUUAACGAGUCAAAUAUCUUGCAAGGGCGCCAGAUCGGCGUCUUUGGUGCUAUUUCGCUGAUUGUCAACAAAAUUGUUGGAGCCGGAAUAUUUUCCACCCCUUCUUCUAUCUUCAGACUGAGUGGCAGUCCCGGGAUGUCCCUCAUCCUUUGGGUGAUCGCAGGUGCAAUAUCAACAUGCGGGGCAAUGGUCAUGCUAGAAUUCGGCACUAUUAUCCCUAGAUCGGGAGGCAUGAAAGUUUACCUUGAACGAUCGUUCUCGCCAAAACUAUUAAUUACAUGCAUCUACCUAUUUUACUGCGUCUUCCUACAGGUAUCAUCAGGUAACGCCAUAACUUGCGCGUCAUAUCUUCUCAAAGCUGCUGGCGUUGAGUCAACAACAUGGAAGCUUCGAGGCUUAGCAGUUGCCGCUGUUUCCUUUGCAGUGUGUAUUCAUAUCGUUGCCCCGCGUGUUGGUCGAGGCUUGCAAGAUAUGAUGAGUGCAAUGAAGCUAUUUAUCCUUCUUUUCAUUGUUUGCACUGGUUUUGCAGCACUCGGGGGCCAUCUCAACGUCCCAAAUCCGCAUAAUUUUGAUUUGUCUACAUCUUUCCAGGGAACAUCAAAGAACGGUUAUAACAUUGGCAUGGCAUUGCUGGAUGCGAUCUUUUCGUUUCAGGGAUACGAUAAUAUGAACAUGGUUCUUUCCGAGGUCAAAAACCCACAAAGGACUCUUCGGAUUGCGCUACCUACAGCUAUGGGUAGCAUUACAGUUCUCUAUGUUCUAGCAAACAUCGCUUAUUUCGCCGGUGUAUCAAGAGAGGAGUUUAGGGAUUCCGAUCUCACCAUUGCCGCAUCUCUCUUCAACAACGUCUUCGGCGAGUCGGCUGGCGCAAAAGCUCUUCCGGCGAUGGUUGCAAUAUCCGCCAUAGGUCAUCUUCUAGGAGUCGCUUUCACUGUUCCACGAGUGAUCCAAGAACUAGCGAAAGAUGGCAUUAUGCCAUUCCCAGAUAUCAUCAUGCAAAAUCGACCUUUCCGAACACCUAUCUGGUGUCUAUUAAUCCAUCUGGCCAUGACAACCCUCUUCAUCUGUGCCCCUCCCGCAGGUGACGCAUUUGAAUUUGUUGUCAGUCUCAAUUCAUAUCCGACAGUGUUACUUCUCACUGCUGUCACUAUCGGAUUGAUUAAAUUGCGGGUGUCAAAAGACGAGGUUUCGCCGUCUGGUUUUACCGUUCCGUGGGCUGUUCUUGCUUUCUAUCUAGCUGGAAGUAUUUUUCUUCUAGUCAUGCCUUUUGUCCCACCGCCAAAUGGCAAAGGAAAUACCAGUCUCCCCUAUUGGCUAUCUCCGGUAGUUGCCCUGGCCAUUCUCGCGCUAGGCAUAAUCUACUAUUGA